Molecule: messenger RNA, 927 nt
Organism: Drosophila kikkawai
Lineage: Eukaryota; Metazoa; Arthropoda; Insecta; Diptera; Drosophilidae
Product: glycoprotein-N-acetylgalactosamine 3-beta-galactosyltransferase 1
Molecular function (GO): N-acetylgalactosaminide beta-1,3-galactosyltransferase activity
Source: RefSeq, a predicted model, not a curated record
AUGACUUCGCACAGACGUGUCUAUUAUGGGCUGUUCUUGGUCUUGAUUUUGUUCUUGGUGAUCACACUUUACUUUAAUAUUAGUGCAAUCGAGAGGAAACCAAAGAAAUUGAAUACUAAUUCAGAGGUGGAUCCCCUGUACCAUGACAUAAGGAUACUCUGCAUGAUACCCUAUGAUUAUGAUAAGCCCAAUACUCCCAAGUUUGUGAAACGCACUUGGGGCAAGCACUGCAAUGUGCUGCUGUUUGUGAGCGGCGACAUCGACAUGGAACUGGAGCCCUACGUGGCCGAGGUGAAUGCCACGGAAACCUGGACCCUGGUUCAUCAGGGGCUGAUGCAUGCCUUUCUAUUUUAUGGCGACAAAGUGGAUUGGUUUCUCCGCGUGGAGCCCUCAAGCUUUGUGGUUCUAGAGAAUCUCCGGUAUAUGAUAGAUCGAAGGAAAUAUCUGCCUAGUCAACCGAUCUACUUUGGCUAUGAACUAGAGAAUAUUUAUACACAUGAGCCCUUUGUCUAUGCCAGAAGUGGCUAUGUUAUUAGUCAUGAGGCCUUAAGGCGCUAUACAAUUGCCUCCAAAGAACCCAAUAACAAGCACUGCCUUCAUCUGGAGGGCUUUACUGAGGGUCUGGAGGUAAAUCGUUGCCUAAGCCAUGUAAAUGCCACCAUUGUGGACAGUAGAGAUGAGUUUGGAAACGAGACUUUUAUUCCCAUUGGCAUGGAUCACCAGUUCAUGGAAGGCUAUGAUUCUAUAAAGUGGCUGCACAACCUAACCUACCACAAAGUAGAUGAGAAAACCGUUCCCAUAUCCCUGAGCGCCAUAGCCUUUCGUGUGGAAUAUCCGCCCCAAAUGUACGAUUACUAUUACUUUCUUUAUCGCAUGAAAGUCUUUGGCACUUUUGUGCCACAAUCCAUAGAAUUUGGGCCUCAAUAA